Molecule: messenger RNA, 4113 nt
Organism: Sphaerodactylus townsendi
Lineage: Eukaryota; Metazoa; Chordata; Lepidosauria; Squamata; Sphaerodactylidae
Product: zinc finger protein 883-like
Exons: 4
Coding region: 1334-3415 (693 amino acids)
Biological process (GO): regulation of immune system process; negative regulation of transcription by RNA polymerase II; regulation of cytokine production
Source: RefSeq, a predicted model, not a curated record
UGAUGAGGUGAGUUAGUCUAAAAGAAUGUGAUUGGCUACAAAUCAUUCAGUGGGCUUCCAUAGUGAGAUGGGGAUUCGAAUCUGGGUCUCCCAGAAUGAAACGCUAACAGCUCUGAAACGCUAACUUCUGCACCACAAUGGCUCCCCUAGGCUGGCUGCUGUUGAACAGUCUAGCCAGGGACAACCAGACACGGAACACAUUAAAACCACAGCAACACCUACUAAAAACACUGUACACCACUAGCCAGUGCGGUGUAGUGGUAAGACUGUGAAAUGGAGAACAGAGUUCAGUUCCCCCCCUCCUCCACAUGCAUCCCGCUGGAUGAUCUUAGGCCAGUCACAGUUCUCUCAGAACUCUUUCAGCCUAUGCAAAGGCAGGCAAUGGCAAACCACCUCUAAAUGUUUCUUGCUUGAAAACCCUACAGGGUCGCCAUAAGUUAGAAACUUUUCACCGCCAGGGGCAUAUUUUUGUGAUUUGAUGUUGCAUUUCAAGGGGCUCUGAUGUUGCAUUUCAAGGGGCUCAAGAAAUCUUGAGCAUCCGUCUUUUUUAAUCCACAUUAUGAUUUUGCUGUACAGCUACCGCAUCCCCAUAUGCAAGCUAUGAUGUGACAUUUCCUUUUGGGAAACCACCUAAAUAUACAGCAGUUUUACUGAUUCCUGUUAUCAGUGCCACAACACUGUACCCAUGAUUUUUUGUGUGGCAAGUGUGAUAAAAGCGUAAGCUACAAUAUGAUUCUUGCCAUGCACAGGGGUUGCCAGUUUUGGGGGAUGGAGCCUAAGGAAGGUGGGACAUGGGGAGGAACCUCACAAUGCCACAAAGUCCACCCACUAAAGCAACCAUUCUCUCCAAGGAAACUGAUCUCUACUGUCUGGAAAUAAAUUGUAAUAGGCGGGAGAUCUCCCGCCCCCACCUGGAGGUUAGCAACUAAGACCAUUCGGCCUCUUUUGCACGCACACCCUUUCCCCAGAGGAGACAGAAGAAGAAACCAAAAAAGAUUUCCUUUUCCUUUCUCAGCGGCUCUUGUGCUUUUUCAUCCCCCAGUUCUUUUUCCGACGUGCAGCCCAAUGGGUUAAGCUCACUGAGUCUGCACGGCUAGAGUGGAAAGUCAGAAAUGUCUGGGAGGUGAAAGAGGAGGAGGUUGUGCUAAAAAAAAAAAAAAAAAACGGGGGGUGGGGGAGAGAAAGUGAGGUCAUCUUCCUGCCCCACCCGCUCCCCUGUCCACGGGUGAAACUUCCUAUUGGAUCCCCCACCCGGGAUCCGGCAAGAUCCUUUUGCCGGGGCUGCAGAAUUGCAAAGAAGCCAGGGGGGGCCGAGCUCUAGCCAGGGAUAAAGAUGGAGGAGAAGAACACGGCAGAACCCAAAGCUGGGGAGAGAUUGGCAGCAGCAGGCAAAGAUCUUCACAUUGUCCAAGUUGGGAUGAUGAGGGAGUUCCAGAGAGGGGCGGCUGCGUCCCAAAUUAAACAAGAGCCGGAUGAGGGGCUACAGCAAAGCUGGGCCGUCCAGCGACAGCAGUUCCGGAAGAUGACAGGGCAGACUUCAUAUUCAGGAUGGGCCGGCGCUCCGCUCUUUCAGCCCCUGUCAGAGAACCGGGCGACAGAAUUUCAGGGCUCUUCCAAGGGAGGAAGUGAGGCCAACCAGUGGCCACAAGGAGAAAGUCCAACUCGAUCCACGCCAGGCCUCAGUGGUCACGAAGACCACGAGGUCUACGAAAACCUGGACUCUUCUGUGGAAGUGAAGGAAGAGAUCCUGGAUGAAGUGGACGCCGCCAACUUGGAGCUACGGUGUCAGCGCUUCAGGCAGUUCAGCUACCGGGAGUCUCAGGGCCCCCGAAAGAUCUUCUGCCAGCUCUGGGAACUUUGCCACCAGUGGCUGAAGCCGGAGAAACAUACGAAGGAGCAGAUUCUGGAGCUGGUGAUCCUGGAGCAGUUCCUGAUGAUCCUGCCUCUGGACAUGCAGUGCUGGGUCAGGGAGCACGGCCCCGAGACCUGCGCUCAGGCGGUGACCUUUGCGGAGGAUUUUCUGUGGAAGGUGCCGGAAGCUGAUGGAACAGAGCAGAAGAUCUUGGAGGAAGCAGAUGAGUUGGCAGCAGACUCUCCCAAGUCAGAGCUGGACCCGUCAGACAUUGUGAAGAUUGAGCUCUCCAUGGAGAACUUACAAGACGGAGACCACCAACAAUAUUUUCUUGAUGAAGCAGGUGAAUUGCAAGAGGGAGCUUGUGGCGCUGGGAGGAAAAAGGCCACUUUUGAUAGUGGGAAAACCCUUCAUCCACCAUCUGACCACCUUUCCAAGAACCAGAAGAUGCCACUGAAGGAGAAGCCCUAUAAAUGCUCGUACUGUGGGAAAAUCUCUGAUUGCAGGGCGCACCUGAUCAUCCAUGAAAGAACCCACACAGGGGAGAAGCCACAUAAAUGCUCUGUCUGUGGCAAGAGUUUCACUCGGAAAGAGUCCCUCAUUAUCCACGAGAGGUUUCACACAGGAGAGAAGCCCUAUAAGUGCUCAGUGUGUGGCAAAACCUUCAGUGAUAAAAUUGGCCGUCUGAUACAUGAGAGGACCCACACGGGAGAAAAACCAUACAAGUGCACUGAAUGUGGGAAAAGCUUUGGAACUCGCUGUAACCUCCUAAGGCAUAGAAGGGUGCACACAGGAGAGAAACCGUAUAGGUGCUCAGAUUGUGGACAAAGCUUCAGGUAUAGACCACAACUAGUGAUACAUGAGGGAUCCCACAAGGGCGAGAAACCAUAUAAGUGCCCAGACUGUGGAGAGAGCUUCAAUCAAAGUCGGCACCUUGUUAUUCACAAGUGGACCCACACCGGAGAGAGACCACAUAAAUGCUCCAUUUGUGGAAAAAGCUUCAAUCAAAAAUCAGAUCUCAUUACCCAUACAAGAACCCACACAGGCGAGAAACCAUAUGUGUGCUCAGAGUGUGGGAAAAGCUUUAUUUCAAGCUGCCAGCUCCGAAAGCACGAGAGAAUCCACACAGGUGAGAAACCAUACCAGUGUUCAGAGUGUGGCAAAUGUUUUACAUACAGCUCUCACCUUACAACCCACAAAAGAACGCACACGGGAGAGAAACCAUACCAGUGUCCAGACUGUGGUAAGUGCUUCAUUUCCAGCUCUCACUUCACGGCACACAGAAGGACGCACACAGGAGAGAAACCCUAUCAGUGUUCAUACUGUGGAAACAGCUUCAUCCAGAGAUCACAGCUUGCCAAACACGAAAGAUCACAUACAGGCGAGAAGCCGUAUAUAUGUUCAGAGUGCGGGCAAAGCUUCCGAUGGAGUCAAGGGCUUAAGAAACACAUGAGGACUCACACCGGAGAGAAGCCGUAUAAAUGCUCACAGUGUGAGAAAACAUUCACCAGUUCCUCAAAUCUUUCUAGACAUCAGAAAAUCCAUGCUAGGGAGAAACUGUAAGGAACCUGAUUGAAGAAAAGUCCCAUAAAUGCUUAGACUGUGGGACAGAAUAUUGGGCAGACAUCAGAAAACCUCAUCAAAGGAAACUCUUUCCAUUGUGCCAAAUCAUUCAAGGGUACGGUAACACCUUGCAGCUAAUUCACAUUGUAAAUAGAGUCUUCGGAAAGCUUGACUGGAAAUAACUUCCUUUGAUAGGUCCCAGUACCCUAGUCCUCAGAUAAUCCAGCGCCAUCACCACAUAUGAAUUUGGUUCGCUGCCCAUUCACAAGGGCUGGGUACCCCAAAAUCUGAUGCGGGCAUCUUAGGAACUAAUUUAAGCCCUUGUGCAGGUUCAGUGUCUUAAGGGGUUGUUAUUGGCCUUAAAGAAAGGUUUUGUUUAGGAACUUGUAAGGUAUUAUUCCAUCUCUCUUGCUGAAUGUAUACAACCACUGAGAAUCAUUUCAGCCCAUUAUCACAGGGUUUCUUUAGAGUUUGGCAUGGUGUUGUGUACAUGUUGUACUCUAAGCCACUGUUCCCUGCCCAGAGCUGAUGAGAUUUGUAUUGGCCAAGGCUGUGAAUUGUAUAAAUUCAGAUUUUAGGACAUGCCAUUGACUGUAGGUUUUACAUUUAGAGUUUAUUUCUGGCCCUCAUUAAAUUCAACAAUGCCACGUCGUUUGCAGUAUUUGUUCUGACAGUGGAAUAAAAGUCCUUGUUUCCUA